AUGGAGAAUAGGAGACGACAGAGCGGUGUGGCUUCACAACGAAGAGCGCUGCACAGCGGCGGCGCUUGGAGGCGGUCUUUGAUCGAGGGAAUGGACAACAAGAAGGAAGUAGCCUGGUACCAGGGGAAAAGAAUGGCGUACAUUUACAAGGCUAAGGUGAAGCAGAAUGGGACUCACUAUUGGUGCAUUUGGGGUAAAGUGAUUCGUCCCCAUGGAAACUCUGAUGUUGUUCGUGCUAAGUUCAAAUCCAACGUGUCCCCAAGUCCAUGGGAGCACGAGUUUGCAUCUUCAUGUACCCUAACAACAUUUGAAGCACUUUAA
Fraxinus pennsylvanica is the source of this 321-nucleotide messenger RNA. NCBI's taxonomy places the organism in Eukaryota, Viridiplantae, Streptophyta, Magnoliopsida, Lamiales, Oleaceae. The record is from the annotation of a GenBank genome assembly.